Molecule: messenger RNA, 22122 nt
Organism: Haplochromis burtoni (Burton's mouthbrooder)
Lineage: Eukaryota; Metazoa; Chordata; Actinopteri; Cichliformes; Cichlidae
Gene: dag1
Product: dystroglycan 1
Exons: 4
Coding region: 17314-20025 (903 amino acids)
Biological process (GO): muscle attachment; nerve development; axon guidance
Cellular component (GO): sarcolemma; dystroglycan complex; dystrophin-associated glycoprotein complex
Molecular function (GO): calcium ion binding; laminin binding
Source: RefSeq, a predicted model, not a curated record
ACACGGCGCGGCAGUCAGGGGCAGCAUUCCUCGGACACUCGGACGGAGGCUGAGCGGCUCGCUGACCCGCCGGCUCCCCUGCACCCUCCCCGGGCUCUCUCUCUCUCUGCUGGGCUGGAAGUUGGCCGAAGUGCACCAGGCGCGUGAAAACGUGCCGGGCGGCGUGGACGCAAACCUCCACCUCAUCAGCAGCUCCUCGGGACUGCGGGGUGAGCAGCGGGGGGAGAGGUGAGGAAGGUGCGCACCGCAGGGUGUUUUCGCCCGACUCUUCUUCAUUCCUCUCACGUCCUCUUCGCCAUGGAGACGUUUGACAGUCUGCCGCGGCGCGGGGACGUCUCCUCUGACCGGGGGAGGGGGAGUGAGGGGGGCUCACACACUGCUCCGGUUCAGUGUUGGUGUUGCUGGACUCAUCAAUCAGUCUGUUAAUAUUCACGUCGUUAUGAAAUAAUCCAGAUUUCGAUCAUUUUUAAAGCAGAAAUUUCCUCCUGAAAACUGAAUAUUUUCGCUUUAUAUCUAAAAAGUGGCGCUUCCAUGACGUCAUUUUCUCACCGGUGAACGGUCUUCUGGUCCAAGCUGAUCGGUAGCUGCAGUUUUCGUGAAUUGCGUGAGGCGUGCAGAGGUUUUAACCACGCGACGUGAUUGGCUGCUUCACGCCAGCGGAGCAGGAACGCGUCCGUGUGCUGCUGCUGGACCCCGAGCGGCGCGGGCUCUGCACUCGGUGCACAGCGGGUUUAUUUCAGACACUCUGCUGAUCCAGGCUGACCUCUGCUCAGCUCUGAUCUGCUCCAGUUAUCUGUUAAACUUCUUCACUCUCAGCUUGCUUUCUUCAUGGUUUUUUUUGGUCCAGAGUAAUGUGGCCCCUCUGCUUCACGGGCCCUACAUAAAUUAAGGGGCUGUGCUGUUCAGUAAUGGGUAAUUUGGAGGGUUUUGAGCGGUCCCGUGGGUGCUAUUACCCUCUGUCUGAAGCAGGAGCAGGCCUGGAGGUCCACCUGUUUUCCUAUUACCACCAAUGGAAGUAGAUCAAUACCUCCUCAGUACAUCACCAUGGAUUCUGUUCUCUUCUAUUCUGUCGAGGCUUCAGUGACGUAAAUCAGCCAGAGCUGCAGCUGAGCACAGUGUGUGUGUGUGUGUGUGUGUGUGUGUGUGUGUGUGUGUGUGUGUGUGUGUGUGUGAGCAGGCGUCAUGUUGAUGGGGCUGGUGUGUUUUGUACACAUGCCGACUUUAAUGCUUCACACUGAGAACAAUGUUUGUUUCCGUCUGAGAGCCGGAGCUGAUCAGCGUCAUGGUGGCGAUGAGUGUGUGUGUUUCUACACCGGACUGUUAAUUUGUUCACUGUGUGUGUGUGUGUGUGUGCUGACUCUGACGUCCAGCUGUGAAAGUGUGUAUGUGCCCAUCGUUUGCUGCUUUCCUUCCACGUGAGGCCGUUUUGUGGACACUGUGGAUGAAAGUCGUUUUAUUAGGCAAUGAUCAGAUAAAUUUUUCAGAAGUCAAUGUACAAAAAUGAGGCAUGCACUGAUAGGUCGCCAUGCUAGUAAACAAAAUGCAUUUCCUGAUGUGAGUGGGUGAUGGGUUCUGCGGUGGGCCUGACUGUGGAUGACGGCAGACUUUCAGCCUGUAAACGUGUCUGUUAGACGCUGACUGAGCUCACAGUCACACUUUUAAAUGUCUUGUUUUGUUUGGCAGUUUAACACCUGCUCACGAUCGUAUUGGACAAAGAAAAGUCGGAAUAUUGAACGUUUUCUCUGUGAAAAGGCUUCAGUUGGAUUUCUGUAGCACUGCAACACUACAGCGAGAGGGUUGUGCUGUGGGUCAUGACUUCAUCAGUUUAAUACUUGAUUUGUUUCCUCUUUCAAACAUGAAGAUGAAGUAGUGUGUAGAAACGUGGACAUAUCUGUGAAGAUAGUUGCAGAAGCUGGCCGUGGUCCUCCACCUUCGAAGGGUGGAGUUCCUGUGUUUCUAGCCUGAGAACGCCUCCGUGUCUCCCCAGGAGAGCUGAGGGAGGGCGGGGCGUCUCUGAUGCCCGUGAAACCCCGAUGCAGUUUUUGUGGGAGUAACGUAGUUGCUUUGGUCCUGGGCUCUGGUUGUUUGGGAUUUGCACCCCAGACCGUUUCUCCCUGGCUCCAAGGAGCCACAGGCCUGUUUAUCUGCAUGAAGCUUAUGUCAGCAGUUUUCCUUUGGGUGUGUGUGGCUGCCUGCCCGUGUUGCUCAUGUAGGAGGGCAGUUGCUAGGGUUGGGUUAUCAGUGAUUCGGCUGCUGUCGGGUUUGGUUUAAGAGGUCGUAGAUGCUGGUUUCUUUCUUUUUUUUUUCUCCAUUUUUGCCAGUGACCUGCUGCUUGUUAGGUCCAGAUGUGGACUUGUGGUGCUGAGUUGUUUCAAACGCAGUCAGAUGUGAACAUGUGAAAAAAAGGCAAACGUGUUCACCCAACUGUCCCCGAGCAAGAAAAGCUCUAAAAACCAGAUCAGUGCUGCCGGCAGCUGCAGUAAAUAACCUGGUCUCCUCUUCUGAUGAGACGCCACGCGCACUCUGAGCCGUCAUCGGUUUGUCGGAGAGCUGCAGCGGCACUGCGAGGUGAGAAACGUUUUGACGUCUCUGUCUGCGUCGGGGGAAAGAUGCCUUUUCCUGCUCUCCGGCUGCUCCUCAUCACAUUUUCUCUGCUUGUCCGGUAGUAGACGUCUCUGCGCUGACCCGUAAGGGCGAGCGUUUGCUCUCGCCUCUGAAAUGCCCCCCAGCCUUUGUUAAAGACGCUCUUCGGGCUUCUCGGAGCUGCUCGUUGCAAUGAUGAGCCUAAUAGAUGUGGUGCAGGCUUCGUGUUUGGCCUGCUGUGUGCUGGCCCACUGAAACAAAGCCUGCUGGCCCGUCUUUGAGGUUUGGAAAGGAAACCCUGGAAUUCCACUUUGGGUUUUGGGCUCUACCCCCCCUUACAUGCUUACAUAAGCAGUAAUGUGCUGAGUACCUUCAGACCAAGGGGCAACCUCUGGAGCAGAGAAAUGAAGGCAGUGUGCAAACUAAUGUUCUCCUGCAGCGAGCCAGUCUCUGUGGACUCGGGUGUUAAAACGUCCGACUUUACAGGGGGAAUAAACAUGUUUACAGCCUGCUUCAGCCUCUCUGGAUAGCUUCUCCUUCAUAACAGCUCUGAGUGGGGCCAUCUCUUAUUUUUAUUUAUAAGUCGUCCACUGCAGGAGCUCCUGACUGCUUUACGACCCCCUCCUGCGUCGCAGCUGCCCGGCAUGGCGGUGCACGGGGCGUUUAUGCAAAGAUAAACCUUGCAGGCUCAUUUUUUUGUCUUUGUUUCUGUAAAUCUGACAGCAGCAAUGGUUCAGCCAAACAGAGUCAGUCACACUCCCCUUCCUCCUCUUCCCGCCUCUCUCGCAGCAUUUCUUCUGUCUGAGCGAGUCCCCAUCUCUGAAAUCAAUAUCAUCCAAAAUAGGAUCGAGUUCUCGUGUUAUGAAAAGCCUUGUGCAUUUACAGGAUGAUGAGUCUAAUCUUUGGCUCCCUGCUUUUCAAACUUUUGGGUUACGAGAAGGAAAGGGAAGAUUGGGUUAUUUUUUUUCUAUUUUUGAAGCUUCGGGUUGAAGGUAAAGAAAACGUGCUGUGGAAUAAGCCCGCUUUAUCACGUCGGGAGAUGAGCUUGAGAUCCUUUAGGCGCUUUCCCUCCUCUCCUCCUGAGCUCUCGUGGGCUAAAAUAGGGGGAUGAGGCAUCCCGAGUGUUACUGUGCCCACAGCUGACUACCCUUCUGUCGCUGUGAGUCAUGCUCUCGCCACGACUCGAACACCACUUGUCGAUGCGCGUUUGUCAGAACUCGAAAAUAAAAUGGUCAUGAGAUGUUUAAAGAGCCUCGCGGGCUUUAGGAGGCGUGGGACGGCGAGGGCUAUUCUUAGCCUGAGAUAACAACGGGGCUUUGGUUGGCGAGCAGAUUGAGGGGUGCGAAGCGGGCGAGCGCUGCCGAAGCUGGUUUCAGACACCGGCCUGCAACCCAACAGGCCUGCUGCUUUGUCUCUAGCUGCUUCCUUUAUCAUUAACAGUCGCAGCUUUCAUCCGGCGUAAGCGCUUCAUCGGGCUUACAGCGUUCAAUGCAGAUCCCGUCAGUCUGUCAGGGCUCACGGGGAGUUUCCUCCGUCUUCAGCUGCUGUUCUUCCCACGGACGGAAGAUCAUUGUGGUUAAUUUCAGUCGCAGAGUGAGAAAUCGGUGCUGUGUCAGUGACUGUAAAAGUUCACAGCCAUUAGAGUUGACUUAACACUUUUGGAUAUUUCCGAACGCUCGCUUGGAGUCACACCACACCACCAGAACACCCCAAUCAACACCUGUCAGCUUUAAAUAAUCAGCACUGGAGUUGCUGGAGUUCAGAGGCUGGAAGUCAUUUCAGGCCCAGCGCAUUUUAUUUCCUGCUUGCAGGAUUAAUUGAUCCUGAUGCCACUAAUACCAUCAGAGAGGAGCUGCAGUGGGGCGAUGGUGGCAGGAGAACUCGUUUGUCCUUCCACGGCGAGCUCAUCUGUGCGGAUGCUCGCUGACUAAUGUCACACAUGCUUGAAGUGAGGGCCGUGUUGACCCGGCAACAGGAAGAAUCCUCCACCGUCCUAAAUAAGGAGGACGCCCCCCUCAGGGGGAGGAGCUGCCCAAAGCUUGUGCUCAUAGAUCAGCGUAGGACUGCCUUCGCACUCUGCUCUCGCUUCGCCAUGGCGCAUUGCUACAGCAGAGAUGCUGUAGAUGCUUAAAGUCCUUCACUUGGGGCGGCCACUCGUCCUCCCACGCUACAACCACCACCUCGGCUUUGGAGGUGUUACCUCACAUCAUAGUCAGGUCACACUUGGCUGGAAACCAUACUGGUGAAUUUUAAGUUCGAUUACAGCGGAAAUUCACAGUGACGAUCUUGUUUCUGUUACUGUAGUCGCUUCACUUAAGCGCUGCAUGCCCCUCCACGAUCCUGCCACAGCUCACAUUCAUUUCCUGCUUUUCUUAUUUGCUUUUGGUCGAUUUGCAGUUUAAGUUCAAAGACAUUUACAGAAAACAGCUGAGAUCUAAAUGCAGAGCAAAGUGUGGCGUGGAAUCGAUGAGCCUUAUCUUUCAGACCUUUACUUGUAAAUGAGUGGCAGCGGCGCCGUCCACAGGUGAGUAAAAUGUCCCCUGAAGCCUGUUUGUCACGUGCACGUGGGGCUCUGCGGAUGCACGGUGGCAGCUUCUUGCAAAUCUGACAUCGGCUGCUGCUGCAGAGGGAGACUGAAAGCAGAGCCGGUCAUAAUGAGCGAUGCUCGGCGCGGCGCUCGGGCCUGUAGUUGCUGAUAUGGAUCCAUUUUAGAGCUCAGCAGGGGGCGGACGUCGAUGUUGUAGUGCCGCCUCGGCGCUCGUACCUGUGGAGCACUGCUGUGGCUCAUAUUUGUUUGGAUCAGCUGCCGACGUGCCUCAUGAACAUCAGAGGUCAGAAUCAGCUCCUCGUUACUUCCUUCUGUUUGCCCGGUUGCCGUGGCAGCAGCAGAUAUCCCAGUCCCCCCCCCCUCUCCGUGUGUGCUCACAUGUCACACUUCUGAUUUGGGAGGAGAGAAAACAGGGUGGCAGUUCAGUAAUUAGUUCUGGAGCAUUAACUGCUUAUCAGUGGGCGCUUUUAUUAGCCCCCCUGUUUUGGCUGGUUAGCCUUCUGGACAUGGAGCCAAAUGGCGCUCCAAGUUGUCCGGUCAACCAUGGAGGAAUUCCUCCGCCGUGCCAGAACCCUCGGUGCCGGGAGAGGACCUAAUUGUGAUUCGAAAUCGGUGUCGACACAGCGGCCACACGCUGCUGCGUGAUUUUCACCGCCGAGAUGGAGUCUGAUUAGCUGAAAUGCUUCCAGCAGCGAGCAGAUCGAGCGAUAGGACCGGAGCCUGGGUGGUGCCGUUUGAUUUGCUGGGCCAAGCAUUUUGUAACCAUCAGGUCGACCCGUCUGGGGUUGGGGCUGCUUUUUGUUUCACAGAGCAGAAGAUGUUAGAUGUGAAAUAAAGUCUGAAACACGAUAGAUUUGCUGUUUUUCUGGGUCCAAACUGAUGAAAAGUCUUAAAGGCUGGGAGGAUAAUCGUACACAAGCCCUCGGUGGCUCGGAUGUCAACAGGAAACACCAACUUACAUGAAAUACCGAACAGUUUCACAGCGUGUUCAUGUUGAGAAGAUUUUAAAUCCAUAAAGAAAGAAGAGUGUGGGAGAUGCGGACCUUUAGCCCACACAGGCCGAAGGUUAAUGCUUCAAUAUUAACUGGACAGAUGCUCAUGGACUCAGAAUUCAUAUGAUAUUGAAUAUUUGUGGGUCAUCUCCUGUUUUCCCUCAGUGGUGACCCAUCUGGAGUGUCCAAUCCUUUCAUAGGAUGGAUGGAAUAAUUUUAUUUCCAACAUAAGUGAAAAAACCCGAGAAAAGAAAAACUUAAAAACAUCGAGUUUUCAUGAAAUACACAAUGUUUAGCAGAAGUUUACACUUUUUCUCUUCCCACCCCCUUAUUUUAUAUUCCAGUAUUUACACAUCAAUAUUCAGAAUAUGACAUUAUACAGUCCACACAUGUUUACUAUAUACAGGCUACACUCAUAUAUGAUACACUCAUAAACUCAGCACCCUGUGGUUAACACCCACUAUGUGUAAUGUUUGAGAUGUAAUCUGUGAAAGCCUCCUACUGUCGGGAUUACAGUUCGGCUCGUCCAAACAGAAGCUUCCAGACGUUAAACCAGCACCAACCUGCGCUGCAGGUGUUCGGUCUGGUUUUAGCCUCAUGCUAAAUCGGCACGUGUUCAGAAACUAGAAGAUCAGAAACGCUUUCAUGGGAAACGUGAGAAGUUUCGAGUAGUUUGUGGUCUGUGUCCACUCGCCCUGAUCGCAGGGGAUCAGUUUAAGCUUCUCAUUCAGGCUGGAAAACAUCAGUGAAAACAGGGGAUUGUAACCCAACCCAGUCAUGGGCGGGACGCCACCUGGUGGAUGUUUCCCCAGCACCGCUGUCCAACGAUGAAAGUUCAGUUGAAUAAAACCUGAUUGUAAAAGCGUUUCUUCGUUUCUGCUCCUUCUUCCCUGCCGGUGAUCUUCAGAUUUUCUGUUUCUUGGAGCGGCAUCGGUCAGGUUUCCAUUCUCAGGCUGCUGUUUCAUGACGUGCAGUAGAUCUUAGUGAGGUGCUGGAAACAGGCUCGCAUGUGUGGACAUGUUGCUUCAGGAAUUCAGCUUCAGCCAUGGAGAACUGCCCGUUAGCUGGGGGGGCAUAAAAGUGCUAAACAGACACAAAUGUUUGCAUGAACUCAGUUUUACUUUGUUGACGAUGUCUGUGAUAGCAACGCGCUGAAAUAAAAAAAGAUAAGCGCUUGUUUGCUUAUCUCGUGUGUGGUGUUAAAAAAGAGACUGUUAUCAGGCAUGUGCUGCUGCUGCUGCUUUGGAGACGAUUUGCAUGCUUUAUUAUUAAAAAUUAAUGAGUGUGGUGCAAGUGUGAAAGUGAAAGAGACUCGGGAACCAAAGAAAUGACACAUGAAGAGGAAAAGCAGCAUUUUUCACAUUUGUCUCCGGCGGUGGAAACACAUUUCCUCUGAUGGAUUUAUGCUUCUUCUGCUGCUCUUUUUUUUUUUCUGCUGCACUCCCUCUCAGAGCAUUUUUUUUUUUUUGUAUUAAUAUGAAAGUUGCACAAAAUUAAUAUUUUGGACACAAAAGGAGAUGGCCUGCUUUUAAGAUGUCAGCUCUUUUCUUUUUUUAAACAAAGUUAUCAGCAGAGAGGGGAAACAAACGCCCAGUCAUUGGACGGUCGCACAACUUCUCUUUUUCUUUGGGGGGGGGGGGGUUUGAUUUUAAAAACAACAUCACAGUGUCACGCCGAGCUCUGACUGUGACGUGUUGCUCUACACCGAUCAGGGAUUCAUUGAUCAAACAACCAGGAGAGUCAUCCAUAAUGGAAACGAUCAUUGGCUCCAUCCCCGAAUAAAGAUUUAGAAAUGAGCUCCACCUCUGCGAGUUACAGCAGUAAGAUGCUGAUUACACACUGAUGCAUGAUUAAUGAUGAGCUAAUGACACAACGCGACUCUCAGCGAGACUAUUUUCCUUCAUUGAGGUCGCUGACUUCAAUUAAAUUUGUCUGAUUACACCUCAAAUUUUGGCUUUAGUUUAAAAGGUGUGUGUGUGUGUGUGUGUGUGUGUGUGUGUGUGUGUGUGUGUGUACUUACAUGUGUGCGUUGUUGACUCAGGCAGACAGCUCGGCCCUUCCACCUGGCCCGGAGCUUUUAAAGCAUCAGCGACAGACAAAUACAGCCGGCCGAGGAAAUGAGACGUGAGAGAAGCUGACAUGUUAAAUCUAACAGUCAAACACCACCCGGCCAGCUUCACACCUGCCCCUCUGUGUGUGUGUGUGUGUGUGUGUGGUGCAGUUGGUUUCUGAGUAGGUGACUUUACUGGCGUGAAAACAAAUGUGUACACACUUGCAUACAUGCAUGCACACACACAGGAGAAAAGACUCCAGACUGCAGAGAUGCAUUCUUGCAGGAGGAGAAGAACGACGCAGCGUUUAAACGUCCGUUUGCGUGUUCGGCGAUCAGUUCUUCCAGUGACGUUUGGAUGAACGUGUCAGUUAAUUGGCUACAAACUCUCAGCAGAGAAAACUGAAAAAACAUUUUUUCACUGUUCAUGAGAUCUGUUGCUGGUUGUGUUCUUAAUAAUCACUUCAGCAUUAUUGCUAUUAGUGCGUUAGUGCUGCAGUUAAUGGUUAUUAUGCUUAAGACUCAAUUAUUUCUCUCAGAUAAUCAGAUUAAGCUCCCGGAGCCUGAGAUCCUGAUGAUGGCUUCUUCUCUCUGAUCAACAAUCACAGCAAAGUCAGAUUUAUUCUUGGCAACAAUACCGGAGUUAAAAACACUCAGAGAGAACAAAAGCUCUCACAGCUGCGCAAACAACAGCAGUGCAGGCUGCAGUCAUUAGUGCGCAUUAAACAUCUUUAAUAUUCACAAAUGAGGCUGAUGUGAGGAAACCUGAUGGCAGUUACCAGCAUCAGCCACCAGCUUUUCUACUGAUGGGUAUCAAACACUGAGAAAAGAUUAUAACUAAAAGAUAGGACGGUAAACUCACGUCACAGGCAUGAUGGGUAAUUCCUACUGUUUCCACAGAUUGUAUUAAACAUCUGGACUGUGGUGUCAGUCUGCACCCCAACAGGUGUGUCCACACUGCUGUCGGCUCUCUGCGCCCCUAAAAGCUUUAAAAUAUGCAUCUGAACAAUGAGAGGUACACGGCGGUGCCACAGCCGGCCUGAUGUUAAAGUGUCAUUUCUCUUAGCUGGUACAAGAACUGGUCAGCUGUGACGAGCUGUGGGUGGACACCAAAAGCAGAAGGUCGAAGUUAGAAGCAUGAGCUUCCUCUGCAGGGCGUCUGGGCUCGGCCUCUGAGGUGAGGAGGCUCCUCCUCCACAUCAAACAGAUCCAGCUGUGGUGGGUCAGCAGGACCUCCCAGGUGGGUCGUUUCGGGGAUGUCUGACUGGGACCCUGAGGGCAGACCCAGGACACGCUGGAGAAGAUUAUGGAUCUGACCUGUGGAUGGAUUAACCAGGAAGGCGAACCCUCAUCGCUCUUUAAGAAUAGAAAUGUUGCACAUCGGCGUCCAUGCAGUUCCACCGUCACAUGUGCGUGACACGGCGGCAGCCUGUGAUGAAUGACCAGGUGUUGGUCUGAAACCAGUGAAUCAAUGGCUUCAAAGUUCAUCAGUAAUAUUUUUGGCUAAAUUGUCUUUUAACUUUAUCAGGUUCGUCGAUUUCUUUACAAUCUGCUUUUGCGCGUCUCCGUCAGUGAACGCCGCCACCGCUGCAAUAAAGCCUGAUAUUUCCUGGAUAAUCCACUUGUGUGAUAAACAUAAAUUUGGCGACGACUGCAGAGACAUUGAGUUUCAGAUACAUCCAGAAGCUUCCAGCUCUCUGUUAAAGGAGCGCUUCGCAUUUCUGCAGCAGGAAGUAAACAUGAAAUGUGUCACGGCGGAUGAAUGCUCAUCUCCGAGCCUAUUUGCAGAUUUGUGUAACGGAUCAGGAUGUCAUGACUCACCCAUUCAUCCAGUUAUUCGCCCUCCUUUUCAUCCACCCACCCUCCCAUCUAUCCACACACUCAUCCACCCAUCAAGCCGUUUAUUCUCUCCACCCAUUCAUCCGUCAAUCUGUCUUUUAUGACAGGCAGUCAUUCAGGGGACGAGCGCUGCCGUCUGCCAGCUCGCUCUGAUGAUUCACGUCCUGGAGACGCCACGGUGGCGGUGCACGUGCUCGGCGUGUUUGUUGGCGGGCGGCGGGGAUGGAGGAGGAAUUUGGGAAUGACAGUGGAUGUAGUAAUGGGAUGAGCUGAUUUAUUAGGACUGCAGAAAGGCACGGCAGAGGGUGAGACAGGGAGAGAAAUGGGGUUAAUAGAAAGCCGUGGCGUGAGAGCGGCAGAGAAAAUGAGCACAGAGGUGGAGGAUGGGUGGAGGUGGUGACAGCAGGAGGAUGGGUGAGUCGAGGAAAAUUACACGAGGGAGCAGAUUAUUGCCUUUGAGCAUCCUUCCAGCGCUGCGGACCUCAGGAGGGACGGUAUUGUUGACGUCGCUGCCGCUUCAGAGCGUUGCACUCUGAUUGGCCGAUAGCCUUCAAGGGCAAACAGACUGCAGGUGGAGCUCACACCCAAACUCCCCGCUGUUCGCGAUGUGGCGGCGGAGUCUUAUCGACGCCACAAAAUCUCGACUGCCGACUUUCAGAGAAAGUUUAAAGCAGUUUAUCAGAUCUAAGAAUCAUCUGAAGACUUUUAUUGGAGGCUGAAACCUUUGCUGGAGUUCAAACUCAAAUACCCUAACCCCUAGCACAAAGGUGAGCUUCAGGACGAUGAUCUCUGCUGACGACAGGAAAUGAGGGCGGUCCAGCUGCUUGUAGAUGGUUAUGGUCUCUCUUUGUCUGUAAGGUUGGGUUUAUGAAACCUGUUCUCCAUCAUGUGAUGUGAUUUUGGUGUUAAAUGGUGCCUUUACUGUCAAUCUGCAUCUUCUCAACUUGUUUUUAAUUGCCUGGAGUCACGACCUUUGUUCAGGAUGAGAUGUUUCUCGUCGUCCUUUUGGUUUCCUCCAGUUCAGAGAAUCUGAGACUGAGCCAGUCGUAUUUGGGAAGGAGUGUCCCACUGUAGGUGAUAACAUUGUGUAGCCUUUUAAGUAUGUGAAGUUAUCGUGGCACUUAUUAAUCAUUCAGAGUCUAAAUACUCUGUUUGCUCAUAACACAGAUGUCUCGACAUUUAUUGGUCCAUUGUUUACGCUUUACUGCUCACGUUAACGAUGUCGUAUAUAAAAGGAUUGCUCUGAAUUUUAAGAGUUAUCUGUACUUAUGAAUUCAAAUUUCACCUGUUUCCUUCUACACACCUACAAGAAGAAAGUUGACUGAAAGAGGUGGAGCUAAAACGCCUGCACUAACACUCAGUAUAAACCAAAGAAGGAUUAUUUUGAAUGGUGACUCAUGCAAAGCUGCUCUAGGAGAGUCCAAGAAUAAAAACGCGAAGCAGGAAAUGAGCAGAACCGGGCCCAUCCGGCUUCUGACACGUUUCUGCGUCAGGUUCAGACUCAGUGUUUUUGUAUCCUGGCGUCACCAGUGGUGGAUACUCACAACCCAAAACAGUCCCUCUCAUACCAUUCCAGGAAUAUUAUCCUGGGAUGGUAUUCCUAUACUGAGGUAAACGACAGCUGUUGCUGGGGGGAUGGAGCCGGUAACGAUAAAACUGGUGAGGAGAAACAUGAGUGUGAGAGUCUGUUUAGACCUCAGGAUAACGGUGAUAUUUAGCGUCAUGUAAAGCAGCGAGUGUUGUACAUCCAACAAUCGGCUGUCUGUGUGGAGGGAUUGCCAGCAGCAGACGUACUGCUGCAUGCAGAGAUAGCUGCUCGCUCCUGCCCUAAUGACUCCCUCUCUCUCUCUGCCGGCUGAAGUGGGUCUCUUGAAGUGCGGUCCUGUACAUCCCGAUAGCACAGAGCAAACAAUGGAUGUAUUGGCCGUGCUAGUGAGGGUGUUAGCAUCUCAGAAUGACAACGAGUCGAGAGAGGACGCUCCGGUUGAAUUACUGCACUUCAGAGAAAAUCCUCGCCGUCUCUUCCUGCUCUAUGAACAAACACGGCGCAGCCGAGCAGCCCGUCUUUGUCUUUACUUUUAAAUUAAAGAGGGCAAAACAGAUGCUGAUUAGUUUUCUUUCCACUUGGUAAAAUUAGAUCUGCUCCAAGUGCCAGAACUUUAUUCAUGCAUACAUAUCUGCUAAGUAUGGUAAGCAAAAAGCAGGGGUUCAUACAAACAAGCAGAACGUUUAAAAGUCUGUGGUUUCUUUGAGGGGGGGGGGGUUGCAUGCUUCACUGUGCAGCCGUGAGGGGUGUGAGGCUCAUCCUGAAUGUUCAAACAGAAUUCAUAUCAUUCCAGCCGAGCUGUGCUGAUUACAGGCCCGGCUCUGCAGAGGCUCAACACCUGGUUUGAGGUGAACUUAAAUAGGAGCUCUGCCGUAAAUCCACCUGAUGUCUCAGGACUUAAACGCAGAGCAGAUGACGGCAGAGCGCCUUCAAGUUUAGUUUUUCCUGAGAUCUUAAAGCACUUUGAAGGUUCCAGAAAUGUCUCAGGUGAUUGCUGGUGUGUUUUUUGGAGGUUUUACUGUUAUUUUUGUGCCUUCGCUGGUAAUCAUAUAUAUUUAGCCAUUAUCUAAAUGUUCAUUUUCUGGAUUUUGCAUAAAACAAAGUCAAAUGGUUGGCGUAAAAUCCUCGAUACGUGCCUUGUGUGUGCAGAGGACUUAGAGAAAGCCGAGCUGCAAAGACUCCAUAUCUCAGAUCCUCCAAACUGUCACACUAUAAGUAACUGAACCCAAAUUACACUCCAAUAACUUUGCAGACGGCACAAAUUGCCGACUUUGAAUGAAGCCAGCGUGAACGUCGUUGUUUUAUGAAGCACUCUGCAGUUUUAUGACUUGUUUUCUUCAAGCUGCAGGCAGCCGUCACCUACAGUUAAGAAACUCUUUGUGAAAUUAGGUUUUUCCUUUUAUUAAAAAGAGACGCAUACAGCUCAGUUGGAUUGGAUUUAAAAAGGCUUCAUUUUGUUGCUCACGUGGCAAUCUGCAAACACAAACACCUGAAGUAAAUACACGAGGGGAGGGGGGGAUCAAACAAAAUGAAGGCACAGAUUUCAAACCCACCGACCGCACAUUUACUCUCAUUUUAAAAUGACUCAUUUCCACCUCCAUGUUUUCUUCUUGGACUCUUCUAGAGCAACUUUGCAUGAUUCAUAGUUCAACAUAAUCCUUCUUUAUCCCGUCCUGGUCAUUCAGCCAAUCAGUUCAUCCUCUGUCUGACCUUGUAAACAUGCAAAUAUCCAUCCUUGAUGACAUCAUGCAGACCCAAUCGUAGAAAAAAAAACUGCUAAUCUGUCUGAAGGUGACGUGAUUAUUAGAAACUCUGGCUGUGUUUGAGCAGCAGGUAUUUGACACGACCUCGUGUGUCUGAAAUGUGAGAGUAGACCUCUGCAUUUAGUCUGCCAGCAAACAUGCCGCGCAUCAUUCACAUCCUGAAUUCUGCUCUGUAAAAACAAACUUUCUCUUAUCAUUCAAAGCUUAAAAAGAAAGAGCACCGCCCAAAAAAUUAAGUCAAAUGACUGCAAAUUGCAGCUGGCUCCAGCUCGUAUGUCUUUGAACUGAGGAAGUCAUCGUUCGAGAGCCCAGCUGCUCGGCCGUCGCCGCUAUGUUUGAGCUUGAACUCGAGCAAAGGUUCCAACCUGCGGUAAAGAAUAGGUGAGCUUGAGCUCGGAGUCUUUAAAUGGGAAAUAAGAGAUUCUUCCUGAUUCGAAAGACAGACGAGGACUCAUAGUGUUAGUCGAACCUUUGGUCUCAAAGUCUGUCCUCGUGCACCUGGAGCAUUUAAAGUCCUGUUGUGCCUCUGCAAUGGGCGUGUGAUCCUUCAACUCGGUCAUUACUUUUGGGCAGAAAUGACAGAUCUGGUGAGUCGGGCGGCCGGUGAGCUACGAUUGUUUUAAUGUGGCCAAAAAAACUAACGACAUGGAUUCUGGCACACAUCUCGGUUCAGUCAUUUCCUGCUGUUCUCCCUCAAGAAGCUCAGGACGUCACAGUAGAUUAACCCAGUGUGUGAUGGGAAACUCGCCCGGUAAUGAAUGUGAAAGCACUGAUGUUGAUAGACCUGCUCCCACGUUCUUCCUUUGGUACGCAGGAGAUGCAGUGAUUUAAUUUCAAGACUCUGCGGCUCUUUGGAGUUUCUUGUUUUGACUCUUUCUUCGUGUUAUUGUUACUGUUAUUCCAUCUUCUCCACGUCAGUCGGUCAGGCCUUCAGCUGCUGCCAUUACAAACUCUGCCUUCUCCUUUUUUCUGCGGAGCAUCUAAAUCUCCUGAUGUUCAGGCUCGAGCCUUCAACCUUUCAGUCAGUGCCAGGCGCUGCCUUCUCCGCGUCCUUCCCUUUAAUGUUAUCAGUUUCUCCUGUUUGUGGGCGCUUAUUACUUUUUCUUUUUUUGAUAACACAAGUGCAACGUCACCUUCACAGAACCUUCUGCGGCACAGUGCUCUUAAAUCAAAGCACGCCGAAAGUCUGCAGAGAAGAUCACAUUUUAAUUGACUGAUUAGCAUCAAAGAGGCUUUUUUUCCACUUCACACAGAAGCUGCACAAAGGCCGAAGUUGUUGAUGUGAUCCAAAGACCAAAGUAGAGACACGAGAGCAGAAUAACCAAAUUACCAACCUUGAAUUGUCUCUUUUUAGUUUUUACCUGCACGUCCGAGUUUUGAGUCUUGAGCCUUUGUGUUGCAAGUCUCUGACCGUCUUUCUUUUCGGGCGUUUUCAGAGAUGAGCUGUGCUCUCACACCUCCUCUAACCUGUUAGCGGCGUGCAGUCACGGCUGUAUCAGCGCCGAUGGCGUGUUCUCGUCAGUAAAAAAUAAGCCACGCUGUCGGCGACUCCGUGUUCUCUUACAUGUUUUCAUUUGCAACAGUUUAGAGGGAUUUCAGGUUUGAUUCCUCGUGACAUUUACCUAAGUCCGUCCGCGGCGGAGCGUCCGUAACAUCCGCCACUGAGAGGAAAAACAAAAAUGGAGUGAUAAAUAUCAGCUGGCUGUCUCGCUCCAUUGGGCUGAGAUACAUUUAGUAGACGGGGGGCAUCUUUAACCUGGCAAAAAAAUAAAAAUCCACACCGUGGUGCCUUUAAAACCCUGCCAGCCAGUUGGAGGUCACAUUGCUCGGGCUGUAAGGCUAUCAGCCGUGGCCCGCUAUUAUCAUAGAGAUAAAGAAUGGGGCCUCGAAGCGGAGACGUCUGCAGUGACCGUGGAGGGAGCGAGGGGAAGGGAGGUAGACGAAGAUACCGUCUGGCUGCAGUGAAUUAUGUCCUUUGGAAAAAAAAAAAAAUUACCGGCUGGCAGAAAUGUGAGUUAGCGGGCGAGCGAGCGGCGCUCUGGCCGUAUCGCUGAGAGUACAACGAGCUGCACUCGCGAGUGACUCAGUAACACGCUGGCAGGCUGAUGGAGUGAGUUACUGCUUCCAGCAGAUUGAACAAAUUAAUAAAUGUUAUUGAUCACAGACCUGCUGCCUUUGAUUGACAGAAAAGUCGAUUUUUGAUUGAUUUCUUGUUGUUUUUGGACUGAAACAUUAAAACCACCUCCUUCAUGUUGUCUAGAAACCGAACGAGCUCUAACCCGCUGGGCCGCAGAGGCAGCAGGGUUGGGUGGUUGAACAAAUGUGCUUGCUAUCUUUGUUUCCCAAUAAAUAUUGUGAAUAAGUUCCUCAUUUGGUGGAUGAACUCCAGCUCCACCAUCUUGGACUGCUGCUGGGAGCGCUGGCGACUUCUCCUAGCAGAAACAAGUCUCCACCUGUUAGAGGUUCUGGUUCGAUUUGGCAGAACCGGGACUAAUGUUGUCCACUGCAGUCCAAGACGGUGGAGCUGGAGUUUGUCCUGCAGUUGGACUUGGAACAGCUGAAUGGCACUGAGGAGAGCACCGAACGGUGACCUGAACAUAGCGAAGCAUGAUGGGAAGGAUUGGUGCUAGCUGGCUUGCAGCUUUAAAAAUAAGAAAAAGAGGAUUUUACAUUCAAGUCAAAUCAAAUAGUUCUUGUAAUAAUUUUAGCUCUUCAUUUCCACGAGCUUUGGUGGAGGCUCUGUUGGGUAAGCCAUCUGCAUGUUGGCUCUUCUCCAUCACUCUGAUCAUUAACAGCUUAUGUUAUGUUUGCACAUCGAGGGGCCUACAGGUGGACGGUGACACAGGUGGUCUGCUAGCUUCGCCUGAACUGGACCUCUGGUCUGUGUUUGUGCUGUUGGAGCAUUUUUGAUGACAUCAUCUGACCAAUAAUAUGGCUGCUGUGAGAUCACUGUACUAACAGGAUCUGAGCUCCAGUUUUGGUGAAUAAAAUUCAUAUUUUUGGAUGUUACUGAGCAGGUAUCUGUAACAUGGUCCUGGUAUUUAUGUGUAUCCCACAAAGGUACUGCAAUGCAACAAGAGAACCGAUGCUUUGUCCUUCACCUGUCAGUGGCUGUUGGCAAAGAACUCUGUCCAAGUGACCUUAACUCUGGCGUCAACUGUGUCUGCAAACAGGAGCUGCUAGCAGAAACUGUUAUUGUUGCCAAUUUAACAUAAUGUAACCACGCACAGACAAAGAAAAGGGGAGGAGUUAAGCUGCAGAAACAUCAUUCUGCCUCUGUGCAUGCCCUAAGGCAUUAUGGGAAGUGCAGAAGAGUAAUAAUAGGCGUGUCAAAGAUCUGUUGAUAUAAAGUGACACGCUCUGCUCGCUGGUCAAACGCAGAUGUUUUCCCUGCGUUUGCAGGUCUGUGUGGUAAUAAAAGCAGAUUUUUAAAUUGUCUCUCGGUGCAAAAACGUGCAGCUCGUUCUGUAAGUAACAAUGCACGGCACGCUUGGCUAAUAAUACUUGUGUAAAUAAAGAGAGAGGAGGGGAACAGCCCGGGGGUUUACAUGAGUGUGUAUGCAGCAGGCUGGCUGUCUGCGCUGCUGCCUGUGUAUUUAUAACUCGGCAGUAGAAGCCAGAUAGGACAGGCACGGAGAUGAGAAUUGAUGACCUGCAUCAGCUGGGGAUGGGAGGAGAUUCCUAUCACUGCAAACUCAUCGCACACUGAUGCAGAUCUCGAAGGUGCUCGGCACAAUGGGACUCGUAACCCUCUGAGGGGCGAGCACAAAAGACGGAGAGGAGCAGGAAUAAAGCCGAGUGAAGAAGAGGAGGAGGAACAGAAGAAAGAGAAGAUUCUUCCUUGGCGCUGGAGAGGGAGGGAGAUUUGUAAAGAGGGAUUUGCUCUGUCUGUCGGGGGUGCAUGCUCCCCCUGAGCCCCCCACCCUCCCACUCGGACAUCCUCCUUUUUAUUUUAUUAUCUGCAUCAGUGACGGUUCGACAAAAGGUGAAGAAUGCGCGAUAAACAAAGUUUGGGCCGGCUCGGGCUGAGCAACGGCCUCGACGUGAGACUACCCAGGACUAGAGUCGUGCUGCUGGGCGUGCUGCUCGCCGUGGCCGUGGCUGCGGAGCUGGACAUCGACGUGCUUGGCGGCAUGGUGUUGAUAGAAGCGGGCGGAGAAAGCGAGAGGUUUGACGGAGGCAGAGGCGAGCUCGAGGCCUCCAUGCACUCCUCGCUCUUGCAGGACUUCCAGGAAGUGACAGAGGGCGUGGCGGCGGUGGACGUUGGCGAAACGGCAGCAAAUCAGCAAAACGCAGCUACGCCCACAGCCUUCCCCGACUCUUCAGCGGUGGUGGGUCGGAUUUUCCGGAUGAAGGUGCCAAACAAGAUGGAGGAUGUCUACCUGGGUGAUAUCGUCAAGAUUACAGAGAUGGGUAAGGACUCGCUCCCAGAAUGGCUGCACUGGGAUGCCAGCAGCAGAAUCUUGCAAGGUCUACCUUUGGAAGAGGAUAAAGGUGUUCACUACAUCACCGUGUCCAUCUCCAACCACACUAAAUCCUCGUCUUCUUCAGAGGUAUUUUCCAUCGCAGUGCACCCUGAAGAUUGCCUGGAUUCAGAUUCAGCUCAGCUGACGUCUAACCAGGCGUCCACUGAAAAUGACGUCCAACAGUUCAUGUGUGGGAACGAGGAACCGGUCACAGUGCUGACGGUGAUCCUGGAUGCUGAUUUGACAAAGAUGAGCUCAGAGCAGAGGGUAGAGCUCCUGGAUAACAUGAGGAGCUUCUCUGGUGUUGGGCUUCAGUACAUGAAGAUGCUUCCUGUGGUCAACAACAGGCUGUUUGACAUGUCUGCGUUUAUGGCUGGACCUGGGAAUGCCAAAAAGGUGGUGGAGAACGGCGCUCUGUUGUCCUGGAAGCUCGGCUGCUCGCUGGACCAGAGCACAGUCCCAGAUAUCAACAGCGUCCAGGGUCCUGCAAAGGAAGGCGCAAUGUCAGCCAAGCUGGGUUACCCCGUGGUGGGCUGGCACAUCGCUAACAAGAAACCUCAUGUCCCCAAACGAGUGAGACGACAACUAAACAACACUCCGACGCCUAUUCUGGUUGUGCCUCCUCCAACAACUGCAGUGGAGCCACCAGUGCGAAUUAUCCCAACCCUCUCCUCUCCCUCUAUUGCUGCACCGACUGAAAGCUCUGCCCCUCCCGUGAGAGGUCCCGUCCCGCUUCCGGGAAAGCCUACUUUUAGAGUACGUGACCCUAUUGCUCACACUCCGACUACGGGACCUUCCCAGCCAACGAAGGUCAUGGAGUCCACCAGCAGCAUUGCUAUCCAGCCGAGCAUGACCAGGCCUACCUACGUACAACCCACCGCCACACCAGCCACAGCCUCCACACCCACAUCCACCAGAAAACCUACCAGGAAACCAGGAAGGAAGCAGAAGACAACCACACCAGCAUUCAGAACGCCAAAGACCCCCACAACAAAGUCUCCUAUGACCACCACAUCACGCACUGUUCCAGAUCCAUUCAACGAAAAGCCCGAGUUAAGGAACCCCAUCGACCAGGUCAAUGCAUUGGUCGGCACUUAUUUCGAAGUCAAGAUCCCAUCUGAUACAUUCUUUGACAAAGAGGAUGGAACGACAGAUAAGCUGCGAUUAACCCUUCGACAAAACCAUAAUGAAAUAGUUCCAGAGGACUCCUGGAUCCAGUUCAACACCACCAGCCAACUCCUCUAUGGACUGCCUGAUGUCCAGCAUGUGGGAAAACAUGAAUACUUCAUGCAGGCAGCUGACAAAGGUGACCUCAAUGCAAUUGAUGCUUUUGAGGUACGCGUAAACCGCUGGCCAACCAAUGACAAAACCCCCGUUAUAUUUACGGCACGAUUUGAGGGUGAGCCACGGUCUGUAACGAACAACAUCCACAGGAAGAUCCUCCUGGUUAAAAAGCUGGCAUAUGUCCUCGGGGACCGCAACAGCAGCACGGUGAGUCUAAGGAACAUCACCAAAGGGUCCAUUGUGGUGGAGUGGACGAACACCAGCCUGCCUCAGCAUCCAUGUCCAAAGGAGCAGAUCUUAGUCAUGAGCAGGACGCUGGCCAAUUCUGACGGAAGACCCUCACAGAGCUUCAAGCACAUAAUGGACCCCGAAUUCAAACCACUGGACGUCAAGGUGAAGGGGAGGGCAAGCUGCCGAAUGUAUUCCUUCAUCCCACCAGGAGACAUCGAUAUCCCAGAACCUCCAGCUGUCACUCCAGCUGUGGGAUCAAGCAAGGAUAGCGCAGAUGACGUCUACCUCCACACGGUCAUUCCUGCUGUGGUGGUGGCAGCAAUAUUGCUAAUAGCAGGAAUUAUUGCAAUGAUCUGCUAUAGAAAGAAACGAAAGGGCAAGCUUACCAUCGAGGACCAGGCCACCUUCAUUAAGAAAGGUGUGCCGAUUAUCUUUGCAGACGAACUUGAUGAUUCCAAGCCACCUCCAUCCUCCAGUAUGCCCUUGAUUCUCCAGGAAGAGAAGCCCCCACUUCCACCCCCUGAAUACCCCAACAUGGCCACGCCAGAAACCACUCCCCUAAAUCAGGAGCUGCUGGGGGAGUACACGGCUCUGCAAGAUGACGACCCCAACGCGCCUCCCUACCAACCGCCUCCUCCCUUCACCACUCCUAUGGAGGGCAAGGGCUCCCGUCCGAAGAACAUAACUCCCUACAGAUCUCCACCUCCUUAUGUGCCGCCCUAAGACUUGAUUAACCCUCCCCUGAUAGGGCGGAGGGUGAGGAUGCCUGAGGAACUCUGACAGUUUCCUUUCUGGUGUUCGUCUGUCUGGACAUUUGCAGGGAGUGAUGACAAGAGGUGCUAUAGUACAAAAAGGCUUCAAGCGACUUUGGUUUGGGAUGGGUCGGGGCGCAAUGAUUUGGGUGGGCUUUACAGUGCACAGGGAGGGACUACUGUUUUCGUGGUAGCCCACCUACUACAGUGGCCUAAGACGAGCAAAUUCUCAUCACACUGGCUUCGGUUCGACCAGCUGGUCUGAAGCAACAACUGGGAGACGUGCGCUCCCAUCCCAGCAUUUUCUUUUCUCCCGAGUUUGGAUACUGGAUUAUUUUUCACCUUUUUAGCCCAAGAUUCUUUUUUCUUUUUCCUCUGGACUGAAGUGUUUGCCUAACUCUUCUUCUGCCUGGCUUUUAAAUAAUGCGAGAAGACUGCGUCCUGUCAUCAGACCGCUGCAGGCGACAGCUCGCAUUUUUAAUAAAGGGAGACAGAUCCUUCGAAUAUGAGAAAAGCUAUCGCGAGGAUCUCAAUUCAGCCCUGCAGACGACACAAGACAAUAGGAGGCCGAAGUGUGUGCGUGAGUGUGUGUUUGAAUGAGCGGGCGUGUUUAUUCAGAUUCAAUACGGUUUGCCUUUUAACACUAGUUGUCUGUUUUUAUCCUUAUUCACAAUGUGUAGUAAAGAUGAGAAUAACAAGGUAGCCUAAAAAGAUUUAGAGAAGAAGAAUAAUUUUUGUUUCAUUGGUUUUGGGUUUCACUGUAUAUCUGGAAGACGUUAUGAUAGAUUGUUAUAUUUUUUUGGAGGUCGAAGAAAUGUGGAAGAAAGGGACUGCCUCACUAAAAUAACCUGCAGGAGCUUUGUAUUCCUGUUUGUUUAUAUCUAUGAAACACUAAUAUCACAAUUCAAACAUGAACCUUCCUCCCUUCAGUACAGCCGACAGACUCAAUCAGAUGGAAGCAACAAAGAAAUUUAGUUGACAGGUUGACGAGAUUUGGAGAUCAAUUAUUAAAUGUAGCAACACAACUCUUGCCCUUUUGUACACACCUCCACGUUGUAUACUAACAGGAAGAACAACCCUGCAAUUUAUUUUGGACCAGGGAGAAUUAUUUUUUUAUGUAACGAGGCAGUUCUUCUCUCCACUCGGAUGGGGAACGCCACGCGGGACUGUACAGAUAAUCCCAUUCUAGAUUUCACGGAGGAGACGACGGAGGCCGAGACGCGGAUGCGAUUAGUCACCGAAACAAUAAGAUCACGUUUUAAUUUUCUUUUUACAAGAGUUUUUGAUACAGCCUCAAAUCGAUUAAUGAUUAAAACGAGAAAAUGAUUCAAGAUUAGUCUUCUGUGAUUUGUAAAAUCUUAGCUUAGAAGUUCAAUUAUUGGUUCAGUUAUGUACUUUGAUUUUUUUGUCAUGGGUCACAUGUUUUAACGUUUUAUUUUACUCUGUGUGUGUUUGCAUUUAAAGUGUAUUUCCCACUAUUCAAGAAUUGAAUGAUCCAUAUUUUAUGUAUUCACAACUUUUAUUUCUUUAUGUCCUUCUGUUUGAUGAUGAGUUCAACUGAAAGUGACCCUUUGCAAUAAUAAUGUACGCUGCGGUCGACCCAGCAACGGGUCGACGCAGGCUCGAGUGACUCGUACGGUCGUGAUGUUGUCGGGUGUGCAGAUGCCAAGGCUUUUAUUUUUUGCUUUUGGAGUGUGCAUUGUAAUAAUAAAACCAAGUGGUACCUUAAACAAAAGCAAAAUCACCCCUUUCUUCAUUCUGAUUUAACUUAUUUCUGCCGGGAAAAUAUUUUCUCCCACUCUGACUGAUGUUUAUGGAUGAGAUUUUUGGUCACCGUCACUUUUCUACUGCUCCACUUAGCCUUGAAUUGAUAAAUCAAUCCGUCUGAAGUCCACAAGAGGUUUUACCUCCCUAGACAGCUCGCUGCCUGGCAACCAUCUACGGUCUUUGGACUCACUGGAACGGUUGUACCACUGUCCUUUUUGUACUAAAUUAUUCUGCCAUUGAAUGACUAGUUGGACAAUUCCGUUUGAAAGCUCUUCCCAUUAAAAAGGCUACGCUGUGAAAA